UUAGAGCCGGCGGCGGUUUCUGUAGGUGAAAAAGUCGUUGCAAGUUGUAGUGCGUGCUUCAUGUGGUCUCGGAAGUGUUUUGAGAAUGAUUCACGCACUCUAGUUUUAUAAUGUUCACUUACUCCAAGAGAUAUUUCCACGAACCUAUCGAAUUCAGCGGGACUGUGUUCUCUUUGCCAAUGUGACUUGCUAGCAAGCUAAAUCCCAUUCCCGUAAGCAGCAUAGUUGAAUAGCGAAGCCCUUUCUGGAAUCGGCUGCACGCAAUUUCUACGACUAAAGUUCGGCGAAGUUCAUGCGAGAGAAGCGGAUCUCCUGGCUGUAUGAGCGAUGUACUGAUGAGGAUAUCGUCAUCAGCUAAAAAUGAUUUGUGCUUGCCUAGAACAGCUUGCCCUGAGUAAUGGAACUCUAGUCUACUGUAACUACCCAAAAUGGCCUCCGGAGUGGACAUUGAAAAGUCGGACUUAGACUCGAUCAUCAAUGUCAUCGGGCUGUCUCCCAGCGACCCUCUCGACACCUUUGUUGAGAUGUGGUACCAGGUGUUCUUGUGGGCCCUGUUCUCUUCGCUUCUUGUCCACAUGGUGGCUGCUCUGGUAGCCUGCAGUGCGCUACGCAGACAGCGGAUCGGCCGCUUCACUCCUCUCCUUAUUCUCCUUAUGGGCUUUGUCACUCCUCUCACCUGUGGGGCUGUCACCAGUGCAGUUAUAGCAGGAGUGUACCGUACUGCCAGGCUUCACAUGAUGCCCUUUUAUGCACUCAUAUGGGGCUGUGGUCAAACUGUGUUUACUGUUGUCAUGUCUUAUACCCGUGUCCUGGCCACCCUGUAAGUGUUUGCCCUCUUCAAACAUGUUAUCACGCUUCCAAGAAGCCCUAUGCAGCAAUCACACGCAGCAUUUCUAUCCUCAGCAAAACAUUUUAUCUGUGCACUCGAACAUUAACGAUUGGGCACUGCUGCACACGUCGACGGAGGUUUGCUCUUUGUUAUUUCCUCGUGUAUUAUUUUCAGUUGCAGUUGUAAUACCUGACCUGAAUCAACAUAAAGGAUCACAAUUUUGUUGAAUGUAUGUUCUUAGGAGGUCUGUCAUAGUGUAUAUGGUUUUACCACUUCAAGGGUCAGGGUGUAGACAAAAUAUCUUCAGUUGGUUGAAACUGCAACGUAAUAUGCAUCACCAUUUGAUUUGUAUUUGGAAAUGAAACUUUCCAUAUUUUGCAUAAUUAUUUUGCUAAUCGGCAAGUGGCAGAUUUCAUAGGACCCACACAGUUUUUAAGAGGGAUGUACAUGUGUGGCUUUAUUGAUGUUCAGUUAAAAGCUGUCUUUUUGUAUCAGCAGUACAGAUGAUAAAUCUUUUAUAAGAGUUUUUCACGUGAAGAUGGAAAUCUUCUUUUGCAACAAUUCUUCAUACGAUGUACAGUUUUGAAAUGAAAUUGAAUGGAUGGAUUAUUGUAACUAUGAUGAGCAUGGUACGAGGAAGGGAAGAAGGCAACAUUUUCCUGAGCAUGAGGUGAUGGAGCGCAACAAGGUGGACACCACGUGCUGUCUAUAUUGUUCUUUUGCCCUUCAGACUCGAGGAAAUUAUCCUUUCCUCGAUGUAACUACUUGUACGAAAGUGCAUUGCUACAAAAUUUAACAGAAUAUGUUUCACCUUGUAGGAACUCAAAAAUAGAUGCGUAUGUUCCUAGGUACAGUGCCUGUGUACACAGUGAUAAGAAACUGAACACACAGGGAGAAUGUUUGUUGCUUGCAGGUUGUACACUUUAUUUAGGGUGUGUCAUAUGCCGUAGGUGCUUGUGACUAAGAACUGUACGGGUGAAUUCCGAGGCUGAUCAAAGUGCCCCUGUCCACUAUCAGAUGGGAUAGGCGAACAUUAGUGUUUAUGCUAAAAUAAUGUAUUUGAUUAUGUGACCAAAUUGAGUUUGAUAUAUAUACUUCUUAGUACAUUUUCUUUAUAAACCUGAUGUCAACAGCCUGAUAUUCUGGUGUAGGAUUAUGGAAGAAAUCUGAAUUCCUGGAGAAAUGUAUGGAACUGAAACACACAACUGUGUGUGCUCAACUCACAUGUUCCAAAUCUGUUCUAUACGUGCAAGGUUGCCUUAUGAGAUUUUGUUUGUUUAGAUUUUGGUAUUUGGCCUUGCAACAGAUUAGUGGUACUAUAUGAAGUGCAUAUUAUAAAAGCAUCUUCAAAAUACUCCAUUACAGUGUUUCUCAUUAGUGUGGCCACAAAAACUAGAUGCUGGUUUACCAUCACUCAUGAAAUUUUGUGUUCCUUGACUAUAAGUGGAUGCGUAAAAUAUAUAUACGGCAAAAUAUUCACUUCUGAGUAGUAUUACAUUGACAUGAAUGUAGUGAAAUCCUAAGUACCUUGGGAGAAGCAAGAACAUGGCUCAUUUUUCUAAACAGCAGGUGUCGCAUGCAGUGUGAUGCCACAUACUGAAACCAGUGGCUAUUGCUUACAGUCGCAUAAAGUUGAGCAUUAAAAGGAUCCUUACUGUUGGAUCCAAUUCCAAUCUUGCAAUCAGUCAAAGCCCUCAUAUUAGGGACACUUUGUGAAUGAGUUGAGAUGCUUGUAAGGAUAAGGGAUGUUUCUGUUUAUUACACCUCUGUUGCACUAAUGUAAAAGUGACUAUUGCCUUAUGUGCCCUGAAGCUGACAGUCAAACUGACAUAAGAUCUAAAAAAGUAAGGUGAAAAUGCAGAUAUGCUUGCUGCUUAUUUAGAAACUUAAACAGGCAAAUGCUAUAAGUUGUGAGUUGUGCAUCAUCAUGUCUGUUUUGUUUUGCCUGUGCACCACGCAUCUUAACCUUAUGUUACCUUUAUUGGUGUGAGCACUCUCAAGUUCUUUAGUAACACAUUGUUAUGCUGUGAGUUGUCUCAAUUUUGCCAUUCCUCUUUGUUGUCUUACUUAUUAUUGCAGAACAAAUUUUUCACUUUGAGAUUAGGAAAAUCUUAGAAAGGGGUUUCAGUACAUAGGUGCAAAUACACCCUAAUACCUUAGGAAAUUGGGAACAAGAUAGUACUCUUACGUGCAGAUACAUUCUUUCGUAAAACCUCCUGUCUCCUCUGUCUACUUGCCUGUCAGCGGUAUUACUCAAGUACUAGGCUGCAUUCGUACAACCUUAAUUUAAUUAUUGUGGAGCUGAUAUUGUUGCAGCUUCGAUUUUCAUGAGCACAGCUUGUUCACGUUCUUCGUAUGAUGUAUCUGUUAGGCUUGUUUGACACUGUACACUUUCUGGUCACUAAUUGUUCUAGUCCUGCAUUUGCUAGUGUGGCUGACAAAGUGUAGGAUCCAGCAGGUCAUAUUGUAUAAUAUUCAAAUGUACAGUGCUCUCCACAAAGUGUGGAACUGUGUAAAUAUUGUACAUAAGUCUGUUUAUAGUCAGGGUGUGAGGUAUGUUGUAGAACAGCUAUUAUGUGCUUUUUUUGUGAAUACUGUAUAUAGUAAUUUGUGUACUGCUGUUAAGUGUCACGCGCAGCGUCAGCAGCAGUGAACCAAGAGUCAUUGUCAUUUAUUUUGUUGAAUAAAAAGACCAUUGUACA
Ornithodoros turicata is the source of this 3531-nucleotide messenger RNA. Its product is annotated as transmembrane protein 170A-like. The record is from RefSeq and is a predicted model, not a curated record. The transcript is spliced from 4 exons. Lineage: Eukaryota; Metazoa; Arthropoda; Arachnida; Ixodida; Argasidae. The coding region runs from base 429 to 824 and encodes 131 amino acids.